AUGGGCGAAUCCUCGAAGAAGCGCGACCGCGACGAGGACGGCGGGAAGAAAGAGAAGAAAGAGAAGAAGGACAAGAAGGACAAGAAGGACAAGCGCGAGUCCGCCUCGCCGAAGCGCUCGAAACGCGACGACGACGUCGACGCGAGCGGCGCCGCCGCCGCCGACGACGGCGCGCCGACGACCGUCAAGGUCACCGGCCUCGUCGCGACCAUCACGGGCGAUAAGAUCGCGGACCACUUCGGCGUGGACGUGUACGACGUCGGCGUGCAGACGAACGGCGAGGCGUUCGUCACGCUGCCCUCGCGCGCGGCGGCGGCGAGGGCGGUGCGCGAGCUCAACGAGACGCGACUCGUCGGGCGAUUCAUCGUCGUGUCGGAGCACGUCGAGGAACCGCCCGAGGCGCCGCCCGCGUUCGCGCCGACGCCGACGCCGCGGACGGAGCAGCGCCGCGGCGGGUUACGCCACGGCGGCGGCGAGGCCGUCAUGGUCGAGUGCGCGGGCCAGACCGGCCGCAUCAUCGGUCGCGGCGGCGCGAAGAUCAAGGAGAUCGAAGACCUCACCGGGUGCGUCCUUCGCAUUCACAAGGAGCGCGGCGUCUGCGAGGUCACGGGGCGGGACGUGAUGGCGGCGGUGCAAGAGAUCAAGAACAUCGUCGCGGAGGGGAAAGAGCGAGACGACGGCGGCCUGAGCGGGAGAGACGAGCACCUGCGCGGAGGCACGAAGAACGACGGCGGCGGCCGCGGGGUCUUCGACGCGCGCGACGAGACGCCGCGUUGGGACGAGACGCCGCGUUUCGACGCGCCCGCGCCGCCGCGCGCCGCGCCCCCGCGCGCGGACCCGAGCGUGGACCCGGUGACCGCUCCGUUCGGGAAACCCCCGCCCGGGAGCGCGUCGCGGCACGACACCGGCGCGAACGACUGGCACUGCGCGUGCGGGUCCACGAACUUCGCGCGGCGGACGACCUGUUUCGGAUGCGGCGCGCCGCGAGGCGACGACGCGCGGCCCGCCGCCGCCGCCGCCGCCGCGGCGGCUCCCCGGCCGGGCCAGUCGACGUCCGAGGGCGCGAACACGCUGCGCGCGCUCCUCUCGAGCAUUCCGAGCGCGAUGGGGGCGACGACGGGCAAGGGCGCGGGCGCGCCCGCGGCGGUCAAGGCGCCGACGCAAGGCACCGACGGCGACGGGUACGAGGUGUUCGUGAAGUACCUGCCGCACGACUGCGAGGCGCGCGACGUCGCGUCGUUUUUCGAGUCGAAAUUCGGCCCGUUAAAGGACGACGUCCGGCUGUUGAUAAACCCCGCCACGGGGCAGUGCAAGGGCGCCGGGUUCGUGUCGUUCCAGACCGAGCCCGCGCGAGCCGCCGCGAUCGCCGCGGACGGGAUAAGGUUUGGCGGAAGGCACCUCUCCAUCACCGCGGCCAAGACGGGAACCUACGGCGUGCGCGGCACGGACCAGGCGCACGGGACGCACACGCCGGCGAUGUUGAGAGAGACGAUCGACGCGCUCGUCGCGCCGAACAGGGACGGGGUGUACGUGGACGGGACGUUCGGGAGAGGCGGGCACUCGCGGGGGAUACUCGCCGCGUUGUCGAAUCGGGGGAGGCUGCACGCGUUCGACAUGGACCCCGAGGCGAUCGCGGAAGCGAAGAAACUCGAAGCCGAGGACGCGCGGUUCACGAUCCACCACGCCCCGUUCGGAUGCAUGGACACCGUGCUCAAACCGAAAGGCGUCGUCGUCGCCGGCGUCUUCUUAGACCUCGGGAUUUCCUCCCCGCAGUUUGACGACGCGAGCCGCGGAUUCCGCCCGGAGCAAGACGGCCCGCUCGACCUCCGGUUCGACGUCACGCGCGGGAUCCCGGCGUCGGAUUAUUUACGCCGCGUGGAGAGAGACGAUCUCGCGCGAGUGAUCGAGACGUACGGGGAGACCGCGGACGCGACCGCGGCGCGAAGAGUCGCGGACGCCGUCUGUCUCGCGCGAGAGACGGGCGAGGGGGUGCCGUCCACGACCAAGGCGUUCGCGUCGCUCGUCGCGAGGGCGAAAGGGCAGGAGUACCAGGCGAUGCACCCGGCGAAGCUGACGUUUCAAGCGCUUCGGAUCGAGCUCAAUCAGGAGUUUGAUGAGAUGCGCCGAGGGAUGCGCGCGGCGGUGGAGGUCAUGGAAGACGGUGGACGGCUCGGCGUGCUCACGUGGAAACACAGCGAGUGCGCGAUACUCGUGGACUUCUUCCGUCACGUCGAGGAGACGCGACCGGACCUGCCGCUCGCGCGAUUCCUCGAGGACAGACACCCGUCCGUCGCCGCCGAGGUCGCGCUCGCCAACUCGGACGGGUGGGCGUUGACCGCGGACGACGCGAAGCGUCCGAGCGAGAAGGAGACGCGCGAGAACAGCCGAUCGAGGAGCGCGAUUCUUCACGUGUUGCGGAAGCGAUGCCGCGCGUCGCGGGUGGUGGACGUCGAGAGGGCGGCGUAUCCGCUGCUCGGGUGGGGGAAGCCGCCCGAGGCGCCGCCGCCGCCGCCGGUGACGUUCGCGUACGCGGACGCGAACGUCACCCCGGGGAAGGACAAGAAGGACAAGAAGGAGAAGAAGGACAAGAAGGAGAAGAAACGCGGCUCGAAGUGGGCGGAGGCGUGA
This is a messenger RNA of Micromonas pusilla CCMP1545, 2628 nucleotides long. RefSeq names its product MraW methylase/RNA recognition motif protein. The record is from RefSeq and is a predicted model, not a curated record. Lineage: Eukaryota; Viridiplantae; Chlorophyta; Mamiellophyceae; Mamiellales; Mamiellaceae. Gene Ontology annotation, molecular function: rRNA (cytosine-N4-)-methyltransferase activity; RNA binding. Gene Ontology annotation, cellular component: cytoplasm. The transcript is spliced from 3 exons. Gene Ontology annotation, biological process: rRNA base methylation. The coding region runs from base 1 to 2628 and encodes 875 amino acids.